AACUCCAAAGAGGAAUAAAUACAAUAGAACGUAUGUCAAGUUUGAAUUAAUGUCAAGGUAAAUCCAGAAAAAAUGGCAAAGCAAAGAGCAAUUAUUUGAUAAAUUUUACAAGGACUGGGACCAAACAUAAUAUGACUACUAAAUAGCAUAGAUUUCUCUUUAAACCGCUCCUAAAAUGACAGACACACGCGAUUACCAUCACCAUCCAUCCAGUGUAUUUUCAACUGACACCAUGAAAUUAGCCAGUAGUGCCUCCGAGCAAAAUGUUUAUUUCACCUACGUGUGUCUUGUCAAUGAUAUCAAACCCGGUGGCACUUUUAAUCCCAAAUGUGGGCUCAAUGAGAAAACAUCACAAGAUUUGAUCGAUGUUUCAUCUGCCCAUAAUGAGGAGGUGAAUCAGGAGGACCAACCUAUACAAGUAGAAAGAUCGAAAGCGCUUCACGAACUAGUGGAAUCGUACAAGAAAGCAGAACAAGCUGACCAGAAUGAAACUGACUCAUCUACGCCAUAUCCAACCACUACGUCGGGCGACGAUAGCGAGUUAUCGGAGAUCGAUGAGUGUAAUUUCAUACCCUGUGACAACCCAAACGUUUUAAAACUAACCAAAAUGAAGUGGCUAACUGAGGAUACCGAAGAUGGCCCCGAUUCUAGUUCACCAUCGAUUUCACCUACAACUUCGAGCUCUAACUGUAGUAAAGUUUCCGAAGAUGAAAUCAAAGAAGAUGUUAAUGGUUUGGGAGACAAAUAUUUGUCGACUAUACUGCGGUUGGACAAAGAGCACAACAUGUUUGGCUUGUCAAACAUUGCCAUAGUUGGAGCCAAGCCAUCUAAGAUGAAACGCAAGGACGAUGAUAGGCCUGUGUUUCAUCAAACAGCUAUCGUCCAAAUAUGUUGUGGCAAGGGUUGUUGCAAGUAUAAGAGCAACACGGAUCUACCAUUAUCUUUGAAGGGGUGUGGCGGUUGUAGAGGCUGUUGUGCCGAUCCAUGCUGCACUAUUUGUGUACCACCAUGCACCCCUCCAUCCUGUGUGGAAGAAUUACCACCGUGUAGUCCUUUCUGCUCUUCAUGUCCAAGAGGAAAGUGUUCUUGCAAGUACACAUGCAAACCUUCUAAAUGCACGGUGGAUUGCAGUAACUGCUUUGGCUUAAAGAUCAAAUUGAAUCGCAAACCAAAAUACGAAGCUCCGGCGGUCGAAUUAACUCCACGAGCUAGUUGCGAGCUACAAAAACCAUUGGCAGCUCGAUCCUGCCAUCACCUGCCUCAGUGCAUUCCACCUUCUUCGUGCUUCCCUUACCUGAUGCCCUGCUUCUGGCCGGCUCGACCCUCAGCGCCUUGCACCUCGCCAGCACGAUGCUUCCACAAUCCCCCGUGCCCGGCAGCUAGGAAACGUGCAAGAGUGUCUCCACCUAGGGAAUAUAUUUGCCCGAAGAAAUGCGUGGAUGAGCAAAAGCAAACGAAAUGUGAUAAUGAUAUUUGCCCUGGGAAUAAUCUUGUGCUGAGACGAGCUAUAGAGAAUAGAUUUGGCAUGCCACCUCCUUCAAGUUAAUAAUGGUUUUGCCGCAUGACAAUCAUCCCUGUUGCGAUUGCAAAACGGAUGUUGAUGGCUCUCAUAAACAAAUAGAAGAAAGUAUUGAAGUUAAAAUACAUGGAAAAAAGAAGAAAAAACCCAAACAUAAUAUUAAAUGCGAAUGUUCGAAGCCCGGGUGUGCCAGUUGCUUUGUGAGUAGACCCCAG
This is a messenger RNA of Helicoverpa armigera (cotton bollworm), 1734 nucleotides long. RefSeq lists its product as uncharacterized. The transcript has 16 exons. The record is from RefSeq and is a predicted model, not a curated record. The coding region runs from base 176 to 1546 and encodes 456 amino acids. Lineage: Eukaryota; Metazoa; Arthropoda; Insecta; Lepidoptera; Noctuidae.